Sitodiplosis mosellana (orange wheat blossom midge) is the source of this 8022-nucleotide messenger RNA. Its product is annotated as irregular chiasm C-roughest protein-like. Gene Ontology annotation, cellular component: cell-cell junction. The record is from RefSeq and is a predicted model, not a curated record. The transcript has 18 exons. Gene Ontology annotation, biological process: cell-cell adhesion. Lineage: Eukaryota; Metazoa; Arthropoda; Insecta; Diptera; Cecidomyiidae. Gene Ontology annotation, molecular function: cell adhesion molecule binding. The coding region runs from base 3327 to 5885 and encodes 852 amino acids.
AGUCAGUCAAACAACAUCGAAGCGGAAGCUAAAUCACAAAAUAAAAUAUCGGAUUUCGAAUAGCGAUUGAACGAUUCAUGUGCCGUGUGUAUUUUUGUCGGUUGUUUUCGGUUUUUCGCUCUCCUUUUCCAUUGUGUUGCCUUGCCGUGCGCGCAUCGUAUUUUCUCACCGUUAUUUGAAAUUGAUAAAUAGUGAAAUUUAAUUUUCUCGCUCGUAAAAUUAUUAUGUGUACAUCUCGAGGGUGGCGCUGAACAAGCACCAAUAAUAUUUACGUUCCCGAUUAUUUUUCAACUACUGCAGUUUCGUUUUACAUUGCGAGUGAAUGUCGCAUGGCGGUCGCGAAGAAAAAAAAGAAGAUAAAUCGCCUUCUUCACUUUCGGUCUUUUUUACGGGUAGAAGAUAGAACAGCCGAGAGAGGAGAAGAAAAAAAACGGAAACAAAUCAUGAAAAAUCGGUAAAAAGAGUCGUAAAAACGCACAUGCUACACAAAAGAGUACGGCUUUAAUUACGGUAGCAGUGCCAGGUUCGAGCAUUAAACUUUGUUUCUGUGUCGUUUCACUCCAAUUGGUCUGGGCCAAGUAAACUUUUCUACCUAAAUCAAAGAAUCUUUUGUGUGUUCCAAUGAAUCACUUCUCAGUUUUUUUUUUCUUCUCUUCUUUCAUUCACCUUUCCACCAAUGGCCAGCCUCAAUAUAUGACCAAAUUUUGCCAUUGAAUUUUUUCCUUGGCUUCACCUCUUAUCAAAUAUUCAUGCAUUUGAUUAGAAGAAAAAAAAAUCCGGCAAGAUUAGAAAUCCAAUUCGAAUGCCAGCCGCUAUAUAGCCGUGCAUCUCUUCCAGUUUUUCGGCCUGAAAUGUGAAUAAACUCGUUUUUAUCCAUACACAGUCAAAUGCAACAUAUGCUUUUCAUAUUCACUCUCGAAAUAAAUUCGAAUUUCUGUUUUGUUUCAUUUGUUUCGGCACAGCGUCCGAUUUACACUCAAUUCCCCUGGAACUGUGCAAUCUGUCACAAAAUAUUCCAAUUCCAAUUCGAAUGUGAUGCAUUCCGAUGUAUGAGACGUCUGGGAUUUAUAACGCAGGCACAAUGUUUGCCGUAUGAUUGUGGGCCGCACGAAAUGCCGAAGCACUUUAAAUGACUCAGCUGAAGCGAUUCCAAUAAGACCGUUGUCACAAUGAGGAGAACGUGCACGGAACGAGUCAAAUUCAUGGGUUAACCACUUCCAUUGAGUGGAAUUCAUGCAGCGCUGGCGCACCAAUCCACAGUGGAAACAACAGACGUUGAAUUCAUCUCAUGCAUAAAAACACCGUGGCUCUCGCCGAGUGAGUGGAAUAAUAUUUUCGGUUGGUUUCGCUGCUUGUUUCCAGUGCGUGACAACACACAGCAAAGAUAUUCUCACUCAUGUUAUCGCUGUGAAAACGAAAUCGAAUGAAGCAAACACACGGAAAGAAGGCAACAAACGAAGCGAUAGGUAGAGGAGAAGGUUGCCGCACGACACUCGAUUGACGAAGCAUUCAGUUUGUACCAAGUACUCAAAACGAUUGGUUAUGUUACAGUUCGCUUGGUCAUUUUCAUAUCACAGCUAUUAUGUGAGGAACUGAAGAAAAAGAAAGAAUCAACAACAAAACGAGUUAUCACGCGCGCGGCAUUCCAAAACUACAUGGAACUAUCUCUAUCCUUCGAUAAUAAACUUGAACAGGAGCAAAAGAAUCGAACAGAACAUAAGUGACGUAGCAAAGAAAAGUUGAAAAACGAAAUCAAUUUGCAUCGAGUGAAGUGAAGAAUAACAUUAGAGAUAAAGAGCAAUGUGAAUUUCAAACGAAAAUUGCCGAUGAGAACAAACAAAUAAAAAAAAAGUGAAAAAUAUGCAACAGUGGUAAAAAUGAAACAAUAAUCAACUGUCAAUUAAUGAAAAAAAUAGUGAAAAAUAAUUUUCGGCUUAAAAACAGUGAAUUCCGUAGUGAUUGCAAUUAGAAACAUAAAUGAAAACACGAAUUGAAAAUAAACAGCAUUUUGGGUGCUAAUGAACUUCUAUCAAGAAAUACAUUCAAUUACCUUAUUUAUGGUUGCAAUUAAAAAUUAAUAAUACGCACAACCGAAAGAGACGCAACGCAGCACGGCAAACAGAAAGCAAGAGUUGGGCCGACGACGACAUCGUAGCGCGAACUUUUUGACAGCCUGAGCCAAUCGAAUCCCAAACACCACAUCAUCAUCAUCAUCAUCAUCCCAAAUGAAUGAGAGUUCAAGACAUUCCAUUUGGAUAUUAAUGAAAAUAGAUUUGAUGAACCAACAUGAAAUUGAAGUGAAUAAGUAAAACGCAGCCAGACGAACAUUUUUGUGCUUGUGUUGGUGUAUAUUUAUGGUGUGUUUGGAUUGCGAACGUUUAACUGGAAAGCGAAAAGAAAAAGGCAAACACACGGUUUUCAAAAUCCAAAUCUCAAGUGGUGUGGCAUUUACCUUGUUUAUGUAUGAUAUUUUUGUUGCUUUUUUUUUAUCGCGCGUUGCGUUUUGAUUGCUGAAAUAAAAUUAGGAAAAAAAGAAAGAAAAAAUAAUAAAAAUAUUAUAUCGUUUGAAGUGUGCGUGUGUUUCGUAUGAAUCGUGUUGAAGUAACGAGAAAAACCCUCAACGGAGAAAUAUAAAAAAAAAGUUAAAAUAAAUUGAAAAAAAUAAAAACUCAUGAAAGUUGAAAUGAAUGUGCUUGAAGUGGUGCAUUGAGAGAAGGUGCGCGUUUGAAUGUUCAUUAGAACGACGGACAUAGUUCCAAAUUGAAUUCGGAUUUUUGUUUUUGAACAUCUUGUUUGUGGUUGUCGUUUUUUUUCCCUUCUUCGGCUGUUUGUUCUGCGUGCAACGGUCCAAAACGAAAAAGAAAAGGAAAAUAAGAGAUUACAUUUUCCGAUUAUCGCCACAGACACACUGAACGUUCGGGAACGCGACUCAAAUCUCCGAUAAAUUUUCCCAAGUGUAUGCAAAAGAUCCGGAUAAUCAACGAGCGUUACGAAUCCUGCGAUAAUCCUGUGUGUCAAGGAAGCAAUCAACACAGCGGAUGCCACUUCAACCAACACACUUGAAAUGAUUUUUUGCCAUCGUGGAAUUAAAUAUGCUUUUGUUAAGUCCGUAUAAAAUGCGAGAUUCAUCAAUUUUCCGAAGACCAAUUCGCAUCAUUUGAUUGCGAUCAAUGAACGAAGCAAACGGAAAGGCUAGCGUGUAUUUGCAACGGGAGGAUAUUCAACAUUUUUCGGCAUAUAUCGAAAAGCACAUUGUGAAAGUUGAACAUCGAUAAGAGGGACUAAGGAGCGCGCACGCUUUCACAUCCGACUACGUGCCAUACGCAAUGGCAUACAUUGUGUGGAAAAUGCUACAGCCACGCAUGAAUCGAUUCAGGCGAAUUGCGUACAUACAUUGGUGGUAUGUGCUCGUGAUGCUGCUGCUGAUUCAAACAUUAUCGAUUGUUGAUGGCCAUCUGAAAUCGACGAACGAUGGCAUUACCGAUAGGCACGGCCAACAACGCUUCGCCAUGGAACCACAAGACCAAACAGCAAUUGUUGGGUCGCGAGUCACGUUGCCAUGUCGAGUUAUCGGUAAACAAGGAACACUUCAAUGGACCAAAGACGAUUUUGGCCUAGGAUGGCACCGCAAUUUGAGCGGUUUCGAACGCUAUACCAUGAUUGGCAGCGAUGAAGAAGGAGAUUUUUCGUUAGAUAUUUACCCAGUAAUGUUAGACGAUGAUGCUCGAUAUCAAUGCCAAGUGGGGCCCGGACCACAAGGUCAACCAGGCAUUCGAUCAAGAUUUGCAACAAUAACUAUAUUAGUGCCACCUGAACCGCCACGCAUUCUUCAGGGCGACCAUCUGGUAACGACCGAGGAUCGUGAAAUCGAAUUGGAAUGUGUGUCGGUUGGUGGGAAACCGGCAGCAGAGAUAACGUGGAUCGACGGUUUGGGAAACGUUUUAACAGCCGGCAUUGAUUAUAUGAAAGAACCAUUGGCGGAUUCAAGACGCGUAACGGCCAAAUCAAUUCUAAAGUUGACACCGAAAAAGGAACAUCACAAUACGACGUUCACAUGCCAAGCACAAAACACGGCAGAUCGAACGUAUCGCUCGGCAAAACUCAAGCUCGAGGUUAAAUAUGCUCCGAAAGUGUCGAUUUCCGUCAUUGGAGAAAGCAGUCUGCCCGGUGGUCGCAUCGCUGAAGGCAGCGAUGUGCGAUUUUUGUGCCGUGCCGAUGCAAAUCCACCAAACGUUUCGUAUCGAUGGUAUAUUAAUGAGGAACUUGUUGCCGGUGACUAUACAACUGAAAUGGUAAUUCCAAACAUCACUCGAAAAUACCACGAUGGAAUGGUCAAGUGUGAGGUGCACAAUGCAGUUGGCAAGAGUGAAGAGAGCGAAGCGCUCGAUAUUAGCUAUGGGCCGGUGUUCAAAACGCAACCCAAAUCAAUUGAAGCUGAUAACGGAGCGACUACUACCCUGACAUGUGUCGUUCUGGGCAAUCCGCCGCCGGACAUACUCUGGGUACAUGGCAAUAUCCCAAACGAUAAGGUCGUUGGUGCUUCGACAAAUCUAACAAUAACCGUCUCGCCCGAAACAGCUGGCAAAUACAUUUGCAAGGCCAGUGUUGUUGGUUUCCCCGAAAUAUCGGCGAUCGCCACAGUUUUUCUAAAAGGUCCCCCAACAAUCACAUCGGCUCGACGACAGUAUGGCAUCACUGGUGUCAAUACGAGGGUCGAAUGUACAGCAUUCUCCGUGCCCAAGGCAAGACACGUGUCGUGGACGUUCAUGGGUCAUGAAAUCAAUCCGAAGAACAAUCAAGAUUAUUCAAUUAUUGACGAAGCAAUGCCAGAAGGCAUUAAAUCAAUAUUGAUGAUAAAGGAGAGCCAAUCAAAACAUUUCGGCUCUUAUAAUUGCACCGUGGUUAAUGAGCACGGCAACGACAUUCUUGAAAUUGAAUUACUUAGACAAGAAACAAGUCCAGUAUUGAGUAUAAUUGUUGCAUCUGUAUCGUUUGUUAUAAUCAUUUUAAUUCUGGUAGUGUUUAUAUUGUUUUGCCGACGGACAAAAAAGCGUCUGAAACCAGCUGAUGUCAUUCCAGUGAACGAUAAGAAUAUUAACCAAAAGGAAUUUAAGGGUUGCGAACGCACAACGAAUUUGAUAAAUGAGACAAAAAUUGACAUCCGAAACGAUUACGCACACACAACGGUCGAUGGCAGUAAUAUGAUGACGCAUAUUCCGGAUGGCAGCACUUACAAUACAACAGGCAGUGUAAUUGGCCCACUCGGAGGCGUUGCAGCGCAGUACAGAUAUUCGGGUGACUUUACGGAUACUGGUCAAACGAAAACCGGCCAAAAUAACAAUGGCUACGUUGCAAAUGCAGCCGAUUAUAGUCCACCAUCACAGUCGACGUUACUAUUGAGAAAUGGCAGUAGUAAUACAAGUAGUGAUACCACAUAUUAUCCAAACGGUCAGGUGCCGAGUGUGAAUUCAACAUUGACGCGAAACAGUCGAUCGACAACCGUCGAUUCUCGACAAGAUGUUGGCUUGCCAAAUGUACAUGGCAGCUUUAAUUCACUACAAAAUAGUAUUUUAAGUCAACAACCAUUGCUUCAGAAUGGUUUAAAUGUAGAUUUACGAUAUCGUGCCACAUAUGCUAAUCCAUUUUUGCGAACGUCGAAUGCAUCGCUGCCGCCUUUACCACCGCCAAGCACAGCGAAUCCAAGCGCUACGCCUGCUCCACCUCCAUACAAUGCAACACGUAACACAGCUACAACUUCCGGCAUUGUCAGUAGUAGUACAGCAUCGAUAAAAGCUCCACUGCCAACGUCAUCCAGUCCAUCGGGUCAAUUUAUAUUGCCAGCUAAUGGACAUUUGAAAAAAGGUGCUCUUGCAACGCAUGUUUAAUUUAAUUGACUCAUUGCCACACGUUUUCACUGCGACGCAUUUAUCCAUACACACACACAAUGGUGAUGAUUCGAUGCGAAACAAACACGGCACUAGAUCAAAGUGUUUUCAUCUUAUCUCUCUGUACACACACACACACACACACAUUCUCUGGCAACAUACAAUCCUCGCUCUGGCUAACGGACAAAACCACUCAGUGUCGUGUUGAUGGAAAAUAGCCAAGCUCUAUAUACAAACGUUGUUCGAUGUGUGUGUGUGUAUGGUCCAUUGUACGCGCCUUUCCUUCCUUAUUGCCAUAUCAAUUUACAAUCAAUGCCAGAACAAAUAUGUUCAAAGGCAGCAGCCAACUGGCUCGAUAUGGCUUCAAAUGAUAGUGAUUAGAAAUGAAGGCAAAUGGCAUGCUUCCGUGAAUUCACCGAGCAAGCCAUGUCACACCAUUGGCACUCAACAGCAGCAUGUAUUUGGAUGAGCGACACAGCACCGAAUCGAUCUAUCUACACGGCCAAAACAGAAUGAAGGAGAGAAAACACCAAGGUGAAAGCAACAUAAAAAUGCAACGGUGACCAGAGAAUCAUCGAAAUCAUUUGGAUAAUCAUGUAUUGUGUCAUAGUGAAUUUUCUAUUCAUUGUUCUGUCGAUUUGUAUCGCUUUCCGGAAUCGGUUCAUUCAACGUGACUAUCACCCAAAUCGCUCGAAACUCGAAUUGUGUAAAUCAAAUCUGUACGUAUCGACUGAUUUUCAUUUUUAAAAUUUAUCAUUCGAAACUACACGAAUCCAAUGUGAAAACACGCCGGUAAAACGUGUGUACUCAAGUUAAUAUCAAUCGUUCGUUUGUAAGAGAAAACAUAUACUAUAGAUGUAGUGCAAGCAAAGAUACUGAUGUGGAAAAGGUGAGAAAUCGUUCUGUAAAUAUAUGUCAAAUUGCGUCGGGCAAAGGUAAAUACAGUAGUGAAAUUUGUUUAAAUUCUAUGCAAGAGAACAAACAUUGGAUUUACUGACUUAGCAAAGCGUUUAUUAGCUAAAAUUUGUAGAAAUCAAUUGCUAAAACACAAAAAGUACCGAUUCAAUAGGAUUGUAAAAGUGGCGGUCGAUUUUUUUUCUCGUUGAUAAUAAAAAUUCCAAUGACCGUCAUUCUAUUGAAUUUAAUCUACGUUUUGUUUCUUACGUUGAACGAUGAAAAUGGGGCCUUAAUAUUAUCGAAAUGAAAUGAAAAAAUAAUGAAGAUGAGAAUACUUAAAUUUAAAUUAUUAUUAUCAUAUCUAUAUAUCAAAUCGAUUGCCAAUUGAAUGAGACAACAACAAAAAAAAAAAAUGCUUGAAAUUGUGUAAAUACUUAAUGGAAUUAAAUUAGAUAUUAAUGAUACGACUCGUAUCAUACGAGCAUACACACACAUUUAUGACAGACAUUUAAAAAAAAUCAAUAUGCUUUUACUAAACGUAUUUUUAUCCCUUCGGAAUGUAAAUCAUUUGAAGGACAAAAAAAAGAGAGAACGUGACAAAACCAAUUUAUAAUAAUGAACAUUUACGAUUUACCACUAGUUUUAACAGAUCGAAUCGAUAACAAGAAUAUUACCAAAGAAAUUUUAUGAAACAUGAUUUUAAGUUAUCAAAGAAACCGAAAAACGAAGAUGGAUAAGAAGAAAAAGAAAAAAAAACUAACAAACACACAUAUGAAAAGUUCUAUAUGGUUCUAUUUGAGUGAGGAGUAUUUAUUGCAUGGUUUAAAAUAAGGGUCAAAGUUUGAUUGGUCAAAUCAACGGUCAAACACUUAGCAAGUUACAGCAAAUAAAUGAAUGGCUAUAAUUUACCUGCAUUUUCUUUUGGGGAACACAGAUCAAAAAACAACACAAUUUUGUAAUGUAAACCCGCAUUUGAAUUUCCGCAUUCCCAUUGCAAUAGAGUAUAUAAAGUGAAACGGAAUCUGAAAAUUAUUUCCCAUAUAAAUUUGCCCCAUUCUCCUCAAGCCAAUGUAUGUAUGCAAGUGUCCAAUAGUUAGUCUCGAGAAUUCCUUUCAAACGCACAACCAAAUUCCUUUCGCAAAUCAACUUCAUUCAUUCCAUUAAACUGAGCAUACCAGAAUCAUCUCCGAUCGAGUACUAUAUAGCAUUCGUGUCAACAAACACACACACACACACAAAA